UAGUGUGAAGAAGGAUAAUAAGGAGAAGGAGAAGGAGAAGGAGAAGAAAUGGAGGAAGGGAGCACAGUAGAUCUCUAUAUCCUACCAGAAGGUUGCAUCUCCAACAUUAUAUCACUAACAUCUCCUCGAGAUGCUUGCCGGUCGUCGGUGAUCUCUUCUGUUUUCCGAUCGGCGACUGAUUCAGACUCGGUAUGGGAGAGAUUUUUACCGUCUGAUUACCAGCAGAUCUUGUCUUCAUCGGUGUCUCCUUACCCAUUACUUUUCUCUUCAAAGAAGGAGCUCUAUCUCCAUCUCUGUAAUAACCCCCUUCUCAUCGACAGGGGCACUAAGACAUUAGCGUUGGAGAAAUGCAGUGGAAGGAAGUGUUACAUGAUCGGAGCAAAAGAGCUCUCCAUUGUGUGGGGUGAUACCCCUUCGUAUUGGAACUGGCGACCCCUUCCUCAAUCCAGGUUCUCAGAGGUUGCGGAGCUCAUAGGUGUGUGUUGGUUGGAAAUCCAUGGUAAGAUGGAGACACGAUUGUUGUCUCCAAACACAACAUACGUAGCCUACUUGGUGCUCAAGGUAACCGACACUGCCUACGGAUUCGACUUUCCGCCGGCGGAAGUCUCAGUCAAAUUAGCCAAUAGAGGCGGCGGCGGUGGUGGUGGUGAAGAAACGAAAUCAGUGUUUUUGAAUCCGAUUGGGAGACAGAGGAGGCAGGUAGGAAUUUACAGGAGGAUUGGGAGUUUCUCAAGGAGCCUGAUGUUUAGUUACGCGUUGAGGCCUCGAGAAGAAGUGGAAGAAGCAGAACCACAAGAAGAGAUGGGUGAGAUACCGAAGAAGAGAGAGGAUGGGUGGAUGGAGAUAGAGAUGGGGGAGUUCUUUAAUGAGAGAGGUGAGGAUGGAGAGGUGGAGAUGACUCUCAUGGAGGUCAAGGGUGGUCAUUGGAAAGCUGGUCUUAUCAUCCAAGGCAUUGAGCUCAGGCCUAAAAAGAACUGAAAAAAAUAUAUAUAUAAAAUUUUUUUUUCUUCUGUUUUGUACUACUUUUAUUAGUUAAAAAAGAAUAGAUAGAAGUGUCUAGUUACGAAAGUGAUCCGAAAAGCCAGGUCUGCAACUCUAUUAAGCUGAGGUGGGAAUUAUUCUCUUUAAUUCUAGUAGAUGAAACUCAUCAUAAACAAAUAUUAUUAUUAGUGAAAGAAUCUAUUAAAUUUAUGCCAAAGGCAAUUUAAUGUAAAGAAUCAAGAAUCAAUCGAAAUCAAAGUUGAUCAAUGUUGUCAAA
This is a messenger RNA of Macadamia integrifolia, 1258 nucleotides long. RefSeq names its product F-box protein PP2-B10-like. The record is from RefSeq and is a predicted model, not a curated record. Gene Ontology annotation, molecular function: protein binding. The transcript is spliced from 3 exons. Bases 49 to 978 code for a protein of 309 amino acids. NCBI's taxonomy places the organism in Eukaryota, Viridiplantae, Streptophyta, Magnoliopsida, Proteales, Proteaceae.